This is a messenger RNA of Papilio machaon (common yellow swallowtail), 849 nucleotides long. RefSeq lists its product as uncharacterized. The coding region runs from base 1 to 849 and encodes 282 amino acids. Gene Ontology annotation, molecular function: nucleic acid binding. The record is from RefSeq and is a predicted model, not a curated record. The transcript has a single exon. Gene Ontology annotation, biological process: DNA integration. Lineage: Eukaryota; Metazoa; Arthropoda; Insecta; Lepidoptera; Papilionidae.
AUGACGGCGGAGGAAUGCGCGGAGACCUUCUUUAGAGGUUGGAUUGCUCGGUUCGGCGUGCCCGCCCUCGUUACGACCGACCAAGGUCGUCAAUUUGAGUCCUCUCUUUUUACGACUCUCAUGCAGAUGUGUGGCAGCAGGCGCGUUCGUACGACGAGCUAUCACCCUUGCGCUAAUGGUCUCGUCGAACGCAUGCACAGGCAGCUUAAAGCUUCCUUAAUGUGUCAUGAAGACACCUGGCAUAAGACACUGCCCGUGGUUCUGCUUGGCAUGCGCGCAGCACUAAAAGAAGAUUUGCAAUGUUCACCAGCCCAGCUUGUAUAUGGGGAACCCCUGCGCUUGCCGGGCGAAUUUCUUGCUUCUUCCACAGAUACUCUCACAGUCGAAAAUGUUUCUAACUUUGCCACGCAACUCCGUCUCCAGAUGGCACGACUGAGGCCAACACCAGCCUCUCGCCACGGUCAACAUAAAGUCUUCGUGUUGAAGGAUCUCCUUACCGCUACUCAUGUCUUUCUGAGAGACGAUACGGUUAGACCUUCCCUCAAACAGCCCUACAGUGGACCUCAUAAGGUCGUUUCUAGGACGGAGAAGACUAUCACCAUCACUGUGGGUGACAAGAAUACCCAAGUGAGCCUUGACCGGGUGAAACCGGCAUACAUAUUAGACAGUUCUGCACCAGCUCCUAGUGGUCCGAUUGAUAAACCAUCUGCAUCGGUCACCCCAGCUGCAGCUCCAGCUGUCCCAGCUGCCUCAACUGUGCCUCCUGCAUGUCACAAACGUGACACACCACCCUCGUACACCACUCGCGCAGGCCGUACCGUCCGCUUUAAGGACCGUUUGGACCUUUAA